AUGGCAUCCGCCGCCGCCGCCACCAACGGCCUCAAGGUCGCGUUGCUGAGGCCCGCGCUGCAGCGGGCGCCGCGCAUCCAACCGAUUCUGCUGGUGGCCUCAUCCGCCGCCGCGCCGCUCUCGACGACGGCCAGCCUUGCCGCCGCGCCCUCGGGCCCCAAGAGCCGCCAGGACAUUGUCAAGUCCCCAAAGAAGACGUUCAACAAGAAGCGCCUCGGCGUGGAGAGCGUUAGGAAGCCCGCCCCAGGCGAGCGCAAGGCCUUCCGCAAGCGCAUCACCCUGAGCAGCAACAGCGCCCUGGCCGUCGAGGGCCUGCAGGUGCUCGGCUCAGGUGUCUUGGCCGACGCGCGGAGCGCGGGCACCGUCGUCGAGCUGCCCGACCAGGUAGUGGACCAGCUCCGCGCGCUCGGUGCCUUCCGCCCCGGCCAGAGCUGGGGUCUGUUCCGGAAGCCGCACGUCCUGGUGCGCAAGGAGACGGUGGACAUGGUUGCCAGGAUGGACAAGGCCGUUUCCGACAAGACGGCGGCCAGGAUUGUGCUCACUGGCAGCCGGGCCUCCGGCAAGAGCACGGCGCUUGUCCAGGCGAUGAGCCACGCGCUGAAGAACGACUGGGUGGUCAUCAACAUCCCUGAAGCCCAGGAUCUUGUCAUCGCCCACACAGACUACGUACCCGUCCCGGACACGGUGCCGAUGCAAUUCACGCAGCCCACGUAUACUCUCAACCUCCUGCAAAACAUUCUCAAAGCCAACAAAGCAGUGCUAGAGAAGGUCAAGAUUGAGCAAAAAUCUUCGCUGACAGCCGGCUUGUCCGAGGGCUCCUCGCUCGCCGACCUCAUCGUCAACAUCAGAGAGCCUGAUGCCGCGUGGCCAGGUUUCCUCGCCUUGUGGUCCGAGCUGAUGUUGCCCGGGCGGCCGCCGGUAUUCAUGGCCAUGGACGGCCUCACCUUUGCCAACAAAGACACGCAGUACCGCGACCCGGCCUUCAACAAGGUCCACGCCCACGACCUUACCCUCAUUGGGCACUUCUUCGCCGCCCUCUCCGGCACCACCCCGAUGCCCAACGGCGGCGCCGUCAUCGCCGCCGACUCGGCCAGCAACACGCCCGCGCGCCACCCUUCCGAGGCGCUCGUCCUCGGCCAGCUCGAGGCCGGCCAGGCCGGCCGCGAAGUGCCGGUCCCGGACCCGUACCUCCGCGGCUACGAUGACCGGGUCUACGACGCGCUCAAGAACUGCCACGUCAUGCGCCUCGAGGGCGUCUCCCAUGACGAGGCGCGCGCGCUGAUGGAGUAUUGGGGCGCCAGCGGGCUCGUCCGCGGUGUGCUCAGCACGGAGCUGGUUGCCCAGAAGUGGGCGCUCGGCGGCCACGGCAACAUCGGCGAGAUGGAGCGCGUCGUGCUGCAGAACCUGAAAAUGUGA
This is a messenger RNA of Cordyceps fumosorosea ARSEF 2679, 1416 nucleotides long. Its product is annotated as Ribosomal protein S23/S29, mitochondrial. The record is from RefSeq and is a predicted model, not a curated record. Lineage: Eukaryota; Fungi; Ascomycota; Sordariomycetes; Hypocreales; Cordycipitaceae. The transcript is spliced from 2 exons. Gene Ontology annotation, cellular component: mitochondrial small ribosomal subunit. Gene Ontology annotation, molecular function: structural constituent of ribosome. The coding region runs from base 1 to 1416 and encodes 471 amino acids.